CUUCACCAGUGCUGUUUUUCGUUCAAAGCGGUGGUGUACUGACAGUGAAGUGAUUUCUGUAGGUUGAAGCCGGUGACCGCACUAACGUAAGUGUAAAAUAAAGCAACGAAGCAAAGAAACCACGACGACGCUCACGCAACCCGUCGCUGGCAUGGUGGUUACCAUCCCGGAGACUGGGGGUUCGACAUCCGCCAGUACCACGAUCCCUCCAUUGAGUAAGGGUCUGAUCACUCCAACAAUGGAAGAAGCGCAACGCAAUUUUGCCAACUUUAUGCACCCGUAUAGUCCGGACUCUGCGCGUUUGGACGACUCCGUCACGACGUUGUGGGACAACUUCCUUUUCCUUAGCGCGACUCUUUUCUUGCAUUCUAUGGCGACCAUGCUUUGGAUGGUGCGCCUGGUCAUUACGAGCCCGUUGGUGUGUUGGAUGGUCACGCGCACGAUUACUUUGCAACAUUGGCUAGGGGACACGACACUCGGGCGACACGCCCUAUCGUGGCGAUGGCUGGAGAGGCACAAGGGACAUCUACCUAGCUGGCCUCCGCCCACUUUGGUGUGUUUGGCACUCUUAACCAUCGUCGCCCUGGUCGCGCAUCCCGACGGGGCUACUUGGGUCUUUCUACGGAAACUGAGAGACGGCAUGUAUACGCUACUGUCCACUUCAUCUGCCUGGGGGGCAUGGAUUUUUUACGAUUGCGGCGCGUUGUUCUCCAGCGUCCUCGCCCUUGCUACCUUUGUCGCACUGUUUUUGCUCGCCUGGGUGAUACGACGCACACUCGCACCUCGACCGAAACCCGAACACGCAACGGACAAGAAAAAGAAGAAACGAAAACCACCGAUGCAUCCCAAAGGAAAUAAUUACCGAGGAGGCCGCAUACCAAACGCCACGGCGAUAGUGACGACGACGACGACGACGAACCCCAAGCAUAAUCCUACCACCACCGAAUCUGUACCGAACGACGCCGGUACCAUCGAAGUAUGUGCCUCGGAGGAAUCUCACCGGCUCGAGGAGCAAAAGGAACCAUCCGUGACCGAGAGGCAAUCGGAGUAUGACCGCCCGGAAAUUCGUUCCACCUUGCUGCCGGCGCUUUCGGAAGACAAGCCACUGGAUCCAUCCCCAUUCAUGUCCCCUAAUACGCUUUCCCCCACUAUACCGGAUCCUGAAACUCUUGUGACGGAAGAUAGCUCACGAAACCGGGCGGCUUCCGGGUCGACGGUAGAUACAGCGAUACUAUCGGACGAUAUGUCUUACGGAUCUGGCUCAACCACACGAACGCUACCGACGGCCAUGCCACCGACCGAACACCCCACGGUAGUACCUAUGGAAAGUACAUUGUGCAAGGGGAAGAAUGUGGCUAUGAAUGAACCGGAAUCCAUACCGAAACGUCCGAGCCGACGUGGGCACAAGAUUGGCUCUUCCGCAGUUGCGACAUGCGGGCCACCUCAGACUCAAUCGGGCGCGAAAGGGGGUUCCGCAACAUCGUAUCAACGUAGCAUUGUUUCGCCGUCUAGCAAGGAAAGAAAUACCAACCGUCGACGCGCCACCAGAAAGAAACGCCUUACGGCAAGUCCUCGUUUGACCCGGAGAGCGGCUUCGGGAAGCGAAACAAGUAUUGCCAUCCCAGGAAUCCAGUCGAAUCCUUUGUCCCCAGCACAAGCAACUCCUUCUCUGAGCCCACACGGCUCGGACUCGUUGUUCUCGACGGAAAUUCCAUCCUUUUCGCCACCUCCGUUGCUCACGGUCACGACGGAAAAUGACUUAAGAACGCCUUCACUUUUCUCGAGAUCAGUGGGACCUGCUGUACAAACUCCUGUUCGCUUUUCGAACAACGGAGGCUUUGUGAAGUCUUCAUCGCCACCUACGUCGACUCGAUCGGUGUACGGAGAGCAGGCUGCUUACUUUUCAACGUUGAACCCUCAAAGUCCGUCUUGGACGGGCCCCGUUCUAUCACCACCGACCAUUCUACGCGCUCCACCCGGUUUGGGAUCCGUGGUUCGCCACGGAACGAUGGAGCAGACAUUGUUGCCGUCUGAAGCCGCUGCUACCGCGUCGCUUUCAAGCAGUCACUACAAAAAUUUGUCUUUGCCUUCAGUACCGGUUGCGCCUCGGGGUUGCAUGAUCAUGUCGCCGAGUCCGUUGUUUGGUACGCCUCAUCCCGGCCCCGUCUAUGGCUCGGUCAAGGAAAACCCAUUCGCGGACGAGGAUGACGAACAAAUCGCAGCCGAUCUACAAGAGCUCGGGGGACGCAUGGUAGGGAGUAUCUUAGACUUUUGAAGCAAUUUUGGGUAAUUUCACUGGCUUUCUUGGUAAACAGCGAUUCGUUGCCCUUACUCAAUAGUUGCUUCUGAAACUAGUCUUUUUGCACGUUUGUAGAUCGUUUCCUUGUAGGAGUUCUAUUAAGUGCAAUAAUGCUGAUGAGUAUCCCGGUCAAAAUCAUGCGUUGAAGAAUGCAUGCGAUGGUAG
Phaeodactylum tricornutum CCAP 1055/1 is the source of this 2464-nucleotide messenger RNA. RefSeq lists its product with no specific name. The record is from RefSeq and is a predicted model, not a curated record. The coding region runs from base 152 to 2275 and encodes 707 amino acids. NCBI's taxonomy places the organism in Eukaryota, Bacillariophyta, Bacillariophyceae, Surirellales, Neidiaceae. The transcript has 2 exons.